AUGGGGUGCAAACUAGAAGAAUGUGGUAGUGCAAAUUUCGCUGAAACUCGCUACCCAUUCGGCUACUCAGUAGCUUCGAUCCAUAGCCCGCUUUAUAUACUUUUUGAGAUACGGUGGAUCCGUUGCGCAAGAAACGAGGUUUCGCACGCAGUCCGGGACCACCGUAUCGAGCAGAAGAAACACACAGACCACAGAUGUAGUCUCAUUGUAUUUUGCGCUAGCGGGGGAGAAGCGGGCCAAGAGCCAGUGGUGGGAAAAAAAAAAGAGACUAGGGAAGAGGGCCAGGAGAAACAACCGGCGAUCCCAUAUACAUCGCGAGGAUCAGGACGAGUACAGCGGGGUGGGGAGGAGGAGCCGAGUACUCGCAGAAGAAAGGCGACGAAAGAAAAGAAAAAAAAGAAAGGAGGCAGGACAGAAAAAAAGAAACGGCCUUUUUUUUCCUUUUUUUUUUAA
Molecule: messenger RNA, 453 nt
Organism: Lachancea nothofagi CBS 11611
Lineage: Eukaryota; Fungi; Ascomycota; Saccharomycetes; Saccharomycetales; Saccharomycetaceae
Source: the annotation of a GenBank genome assembly